AGGGGCGGGCCCUCCGUGCCGCUGCCUCUUCGGAACACCUUUGUGCCUGCCAUCGCCUUUGCCGGCAGCCCCUCGGAGCUCGCGCGGCACGGCAGGGCAGGGAGCUGUGCCCAGAAGUGAAAGACUCGCUGCUGACUUUGCCAGCCGCACUCUGAGUGCCAAGCCUCUUCACUGUCCUACGGCGUAGCCGGCUUCUCUCACCACCCCACCCGGCGGUUCGUGCUACUCUGCGGAGCCGUGUUUUCCUCUAGAAUGUUGGCAUCAUGGUGAAGAAAAGAUAGUGCCUUCAGAGUAUAACACUGUCAUAGAAUUUCUGAAAAUACUGCCGGAUAUUGCUGGUGCUCUGUGUUCUGGAGAUCUGUUUUUGCUACAGACACUACCAAGGCUUUGCGAAUGGGAUGAAUAUGCUGCUGUUGACUGCUUACUGACAGUAACUAACUGGGCACUUCAGUGGUGAUGCUUCCAUUCUCACUCUGUCCAGUUGCAAUUUGCUUAUACUGAUUUUUAAAAAGAGCAAGGAAUCUGAGCGAAGUAUUGUAAACCUGACAUGGAUAAUAAAAAGAAAGACAAGGACAAGCCAGAUGAAAGAAUCACAAGGCCUAGUGGGAGGUCAGGCCAUAAUCCACGUGGAACUGGUUCUUCAAGCUCUGGAGUGUUAAUGGUUGGCCCUAACUUCCGAGUUGGCAAAAAAAUUGGAUGCGGUAAUUUUGGAGAACUACGGUUAGGAAAAAACUUAUACACAAAUGAAUAUGUGGCAAUUAAACUGGAGCCAAUGAAGUCGAGAGCACCACAGCUACAUUUGGAAUACAGAUUCUACAAGCAGCUAGGAUCUGGAGUUGGAAUGCCUCAGGUUUACUAUUUUGGCCCGUGUGGCAAGUAUAAUGCUAUGGUGCUAGAACUACUUGGACCUAGUCUGGAAGAUUUAUUUGACUUGUGUGGUAGGACAUUUUCUCUUAAAACCGUUCUUAUGAUAGCCAUACAGUUGAUUUCUCGUAUGGAGUAUGUCCAUUCAAAGAACUUGAUAUACAGAGAUGUAAAACCUGAGAACUUCUUAAUAGGACGACCUGGAAACAAAACCCAGCAAAUUAUUCAUAUUAUAGAUUUUGGUUUGGCAAAGGAGUAUAUAGAUCCAGAAACAAAGAAGCAUAUACCAUAUCGAGAACACAAGAGCCUUACGGGAACAGCUAGAUACAUGAGUAUAAAUACACAUUUAGGAAAAGAGCAAAGUAGAAGAGAUGAUUUGGAAGCUUUAGGUCACAUGUUUAUGUAUUUUCUCAGAGGAAGCCUUCCAUGGCAAGGUUUAAAGGCUGAUACAUUAAAAGAACGUUAUCAGAAAAUUGGAGACACAAAACGAGCAACCUCUAUAGAAGUAUUAUGUGAAAACUUUCCAGAGGAAAUGGCUACCUAUCUGCAUUAUGUGAGACGGCUAGAUUUUUUUGAAAAGCCCGACUAUCAGUACUUAAGAAAGCUCUUCACAGACUUACUUGAUCGGAAAGGCUGUGUAUUUGAUUAUGAAUAUGACUGGAUUGGCAAACAGCUGCCUACUCCAGUGGGUUCAGUACAUUCAGACCCUGCACAGUCUUCAAAUAGAGAAGCAUAUCAGCACAAAGUGCAACAAUCCAAAAAUCAGUCAACAGACCAUAGGGCAGCUUGGGAUUCGCAAGCCAAUCCACAUCAUUUGAGGGCUCACCUAACAGCUGACAGACAUGGUGGCUCAGUACAGGUAGUAAGCUCAACAAAUGGAGAACUGAACACAGAUGACCCAACUGCAGGCCGGUCAAAUGCACCCAUCACAGCUCCUGCAGAAGUAGAAGUAGUGGAUGAAACUAACUGCCAGAAAGUAUUGAACAUGUGGUGCUGCUGUUUUUUCAAGCGAAGGAAAAGGAAAACUGUUCAGCGUCACAAAUGACUUAGAACCACACCAAACAUGGGCAACUGCUUCUUUGUGCAACCUCCGUAAUUGCCACAAGUUUUCCAAGAACUGUCUCAGAAACAAUGUCAUGCUUUGAUUUUGGUUCUCCUGCAUCCAUUUUUUUAACUCAUCUAUUCUGAAAGCUUUAAGGUUUUGUCAAAUACAAGUCCUCUUUGACCACCAACAACUGGACCAGUGAAAUGGUAGAAAUGGACAGCAUCUUCAGCAAACUCGACCUGCAAAGUCAUUGUCCUGUCAUAAAGAAGAGCUAGCAGUGUUGGCUGAAGACAGGUAUAAUGAAACACCUGAGUUUGUAGCAGCUUAGCAACAGCACUUUUCUUCAAAAAUGCGAAGGAAAAUCACAGAUGCACAACUACAUAGAAAAAUAAUAAAUUCUCUUUUUUUUCUGACACCUACAUUGUUUUUCUAUUUUUUUUCUUUUGUUUCACUAUUACUGGUGAUACUGUAAUGAAAUUGUGUAGCGUUAAAUCUGUCUAUGAUACUGUGGUGCAGUCACUAUCUAGAGAUACUGAGGACGCUGAUUUAACUGUUGACAGUUGUCUAAAUGGCAACGGGUCUAAUGAACAAAAAGUAUUUCCAGUAGCCUCUAGGCUUUAAAACCUAAUUUUGUUAUGCCUAUGAUGGUGUACAGUAGAAAUGACUAUGUUUCUACAAAGAAUGAUGAGUUUUGUACUAUUUAAUUCAGUAAUUAUAGUGAGAUUGAAAUACCUUCAACAGAUUUCUCAGAAUUAUAAAAGGACAUAGUUAUGAAUCUGGUUAAAGUGGAAUCAAUAAUAAAACCUUUGUGCUUGCUGAGGUAAUUGAUGACUGACAACAUUUUAACUUGAAAAUAUGGAUGUGCCAUAUCAUGUUGGGGAUCUAUUUGAAAAUUCUUUUUUUUAAUUUAGAAAACAAAUGCAAUGGAAACAAGUGUGAUGUCUUUCUUCUCUGCAUACUAGCCCAUGGCACUCAGAAUUUCCUGAGAUUUUUAAUUUUUCUUGAAAAUUUCUUGUCUUUCAGUGUAAUGUCACUACUACACCAGGAUGGCAAAGAGCUGUCAGGGACGUAGAAGCCCAUUUUAUGUUUUCUUCUUCAGAAAAUACAUGCUUCGAAAGCCAUAAUGACAGAGGUGUUUUGUCAUGUUUACAUGCCAGUUAUUUAAAAGGAUGUCUGAGAGAUAGAAACGACUGGGCAGAUUUAUUGACUCAAACUCAUAUUAUCUCAAAUUUUUUGUAAUUCUUCUGGAGCUAAUUAGCAGUGUUUUUCUAUCUGCACAUGCCUUUUGGCAUACUUAUUUAUUUUCAUCUGUUCUGUGCUAGCCUUUAAAAUGUGUGUUGUAAGAAAUGCACACCUGUGAAUUCGUUGGUGCGUUUUACAAGGAUUUUAAUUGUGUUUUGUUAUUUAUUUUACCUUUACAGCCAAAUAUGUUUUUUUUUUUAUUAUCUGAUUCCAUGUAUACUUUAAUCUUUGUCAUUAUUACUCUUCAUGAUCUUUAGUUUUUGUUUCUAAAAAACGUGGAUUUGCCUGCAAAACCUUGCUGUGUAACAAGUUGAAUGUUUCCACUCCCAGUUUAUGUUACAGAUUAUCUCAAACUCGUGAAGUUACUUUGUUUUCAUUUGACCUGAAAAGUUAGGUUACUUGACCAUUCUUACACAGAAACACAUGGGGUUUUUUUUAGUACUUUACCAAAUAGCUUGCUUUGUAAGAUUUGUAAGUACAUGUGGUUUGUGCAUUUCUCACACACCUGAGGUUAGUUUUAUUCUCAGAGGUUUUUGACCUGUACAGUGUUUGUAUGAUCUGAGCUCUGUACACAUAAGAAAAAGUGUAUUAUGAACUUAAAAUAUUUAAAUAUAUAAAAGCUGUUCCAUUUGCUGAAAUGACACUUGCUUUUCAGCAAUAUGUUUUUUUCAAAUGUUUGAUUUUAAUGCUGAAGAAGGCUUUCUUCUAGUAAAGCAGAGCAAUCAGUACUAAUGCAAGUAUUUUCCAAUUAUGACAAUAUUUCCACUUAUUUUUUUUCCUGUCUAAUGAAGUGAACAUUGAUGGAUGUCUAAAAAUGAAACACAUGCCUGUUUAAAUAUAAAAGGAAAAAAAUAGUUUUUUAA
Messenger RNA from Pogoniulus pusillus (Red-fronted tinkerbird), 4014 nucleotides. It is a transcript of the gene CSNK1G3, whose product is annotated as casein kinase 1 gamma 3. The record is from RefSeq and is a predicted model, not a curated record. Bases 548 to 1909 code for a protein of 453 amino acids. Gene Ontology annotation, cellular component: plasma membrane; nucleus; cytoplasm. NCBI's taxonomy places the organism in Eukaryota, Metazoa, Chordata, Aves, Piciformes, Lybiidae. Gene Ontology annotation, biological process: peptidyl-serine phosphorylation; signal transduction; positive regulation of canonical Wnt signaling pathway. Gene Ontology annotation, molecular function: ATP binding; protein serine/threonine kinase activity. The transcript has 15 exons.